AUGGCCCAUGGCGCACCCUGGCAUUGCCGGCCCUGGCGUUGCCAGCCCUGCGUUGCCAGCCCUGCGUUGCCGACCCUGGCGUUGCCAGCCCUGCGUUGCCGGCCCUGGCGUUGCCGACCCUGGCGUUGCCGACCCCGGCGUUGCCGGCGUUGCCGGCCCUGGCGUUGCCGACCCUGGCGUUGCCGACCCUGGCGUUGCCGGCCCUGGCGUUGCCGGCCCUGGCGUUGCCGACCCUGGCGUUGCCGACCCUGGCGUUGCCGGCCCUGGCGUUGCCGGCCCUGGCGUUGCCGACCCUGGCGUUGCCGACCCUGGCGUUGCCGGCCCUGGCGUUGCCGGCCCUGGCGUUGCCGACCCUGGCGUUGCCGACCCUGGCGUUGCCGGCCCUGGCGUUGCCGGCCCUGGCGUUGCCGACCCUGGCGUUGCCGACCCUGGCGUUGCCGGCCCUGGCGUUGCCGGCCCAGCCCAGCUCAGCGAGGCCAGGGCCAGGCCGGGGCCGCCCACAGGACGAGCCCUGAGGGGAGCCAGAGCCAGGCCCGCUCUCGGCAGCCCCUGCGCAGGAAUGAGCGGAGCUCCUCGGGCUGCGGAGGUUUGCAUUUGCCCUCUAACUACUGGGAGGAGUCCUGCUUUGUCUAUAAAAAGCUGCACUUUGCCAAACAGUGUAACAGAACCGAACUUAGGGAUUCACUGGCCGUCUCAUCCGGGGAGAGAGGACUGAGCUCAGCCAUGUUCGGGAUUGGGAAGAAGCUCGCUGAGGAAGCUGUGCAACAAGCUGAAAGUGCUGCACAGGUGGCAGUUGACACGGUGAAUCAGACUGUGCAGCAAGCAGCGGAGCAGGCUAAGAGUGCUGGUCAGAAAGCACUUGAUGAAGUCUACAAAGUUGCUGAAACUGGUGAAAAAGCUGUAAAAAAUGUAGCAAACCAAGCAACUUCAUGGGGCAAAAGCUUUGGACAAUGAAGAUCAAAAUGUAUCACAUGUAUCACCACUGAAAUUUUUGCAAACAAGUUUCUACUACAUAUACUCUUAAAUAAAGACAAUACUUACACUCUG
Messenger RNA from Ficedula albicollis (Collared flycatcher), 1047 nucleotides. RefSeq names its product keratin-associated protein 16-1-like. Bases 1 to 954 code for a protein of 317 amino acids. The transcript is spliced from 5 exons. NCBI's taxonomy places the organism in Eukaryota, Metazoa, Chordata, Aves, Passeriformes, Muscicapidae. Gene Ontology annotation, cellular component: keratin filament. The record is from RefSeq and is a predicted model, not a curated record.